Molecule: messenger RNA, 1311 nt
Organism: Tachysurus fulvidraco (yellow catfish)
Lineage: Eukaryota; Metazoa; Chordata; Actinopteri; Siluriformes; Bagridae
Exons: 7
Coding region: 59-946 (295 amino acids)
Biological process (GO): cell surface receptor signaling pathway; cellular response to lipopolysaccharide; immune response
Cellular component (GO): external side of plasma membrane
Source: RefSeq, a predicted model, not a curated record
GAAGGACACCUGCGUUCAAGAAAAUCUGCCAACACUCCACAAGAGUCUUCCAGACAUCAUGUCCCUCCUUUAUAUUUCCAUCUUAUGGGUCUGUGCCUGUGUGGACAGUGCAGAAUCUCUGGUUACUGUAUCAGCUCAAGUGGGUUCCACAGUCAUCCUGCCAUGUAACCUGACUGAAGAGUUCAAACAAACACCAGUUAUUAGGUGGCAGUUCAAUAAAGACACUGUGUUUGAGAGAAGCAGUAAUGGUACAUAUUCAGGUUCAGGAUAUAAAGGACGUGUGGAUGUUCCUGUGGACGAGCUGCGUAAAGGAAACUGUUCCCUGGUGUUGAGGAACGUCAGAUUUACUGAUGACCAAAUCUACAAAUCCUUUAUAAUGGUGCAUGGGGACACUAAUAACACUACGGAUGCAAAAGAAAUUAACAGUGUUACACUCUCAGUCUAUGCUCUUCAGAUAUCAGCUCCAGUGGGUUCCACAGCUGUCUUGCCAUGUGAUUGGAGUCAUCUGUUCAUCAAAACACCUUACGUUAAGUGGUUUAUCGAUAAGAAGACUGUGUUUGAGCGAAAGGGUAACAAUUCACAUCAGGGUGAAGGAUAUGAGGAUCGUGUGGACGUUCCUGAGAACGAGCUGCUUAAAGGAAAAUGUUCCCUGGUGAUGAAGAACAUCAGUGUUAGUGAUACAGGAAUCUACAGCAGCUCCAUGUUAAUUACAGACUCACAGAAAUCUGUCUUGGUCCAGAAGGUUAAACUGUCAGUUGUUGAUGAUUCAGACUCGCACCAGACUAGACGGAAAAACUGGAUUAUUUUAUAUGUUAUGAUCGUAAUCAUCAUCAUCAUCAUCAUCAUCAUCUGUGUGUCGGUGUACUACAAGGUGAAAGGUCUCAGACGUGCCACCAACUCCACUGAACAGAUCAUCUUAAACUUCAUCCCUGAGCUACUGAGCUGAUGUUCAUCUCUGGAGCUUCAUCACCAUGUCAGGAUCUUCUGAUUUACUGCAGAACUCUCAGAUCACACAUCAUGGACCAUCAGUUACUCUUCUAUCUAACCUGACUUGGUCUUGGUCACGUGAUGUUACACUAAAUAAUGAACUGUGAAGGGCAGGAAUUUUUACAUUUAUAUUUUUUUGUUGUUUUAUUUUGAUGUUGUUUGUUGUGUUUACAUUGCAGCAGUGGACACAGUAUGUACAAUGGCUGAAGUCAUGUGUAGGAACUUUAUACAGUUGUAUGCAAAAGUUUUGGAACCCCUGACAAUUUCAAAUAUUUGGGUGUCAGCAAUUUCAUUUUGAUUUAUCAAAUAACUGAAGGACACUAA